Messenger RNA from Funneliformis geosporum, 754 nucleotides. The record is from the annotation of a GenBank genome assembly. NCBI's taxonomy places the organism in Eukaryota, Fungi, Glomeromycota, Glomeromycetes, Glomerales, Glomeraceae.
AAAAAAGUAACUAAAAGAACUAUCAUUAAUAGUUUGGCUAAAGCUGGAAUUCUUCCUGAUGAUAAUGAUUCCAAUAUUUCUGAUAAUAAAUCUGAUGAUAAUAAUUUUGAAGAUAAUAUUGAAGAAAUACAACUUUUAAUUGAUGAGUUGCCAACUAUAAAUCCCUUAAGUAUAGAAGAAUAUAUUAAUAUCGAUGAUAAAUUAAUUGCUGAGGAAGAAUUAUCAUUAGAAGAAAUCAUUGAUAUAGUUAAAACAGGUUUUAUAAAAGCUUCUGAGUUAUUAAAUUCAAAAAAUAAUACUACUAUUUUAGAUGAAUUAAAAGAUAAAUUUACUCAUAUGCAAAAUGCUCAACUUAUUGAAAUACACAAAGAAACUUCAAAAUCAUUCAAUUCUAAAGAAAUAUAUGACCAUCCUUGUUUUUCUAGAUUUGAGGAAUUUGUGAAGAGCACUCAACCGGAUAUAGAUUUACUUACACUUUAUGAUAAAAAAUUAUUGCAAUUUUAUCAAGAAUUAUUCAAAGCUAAAGAAUCAUUUAAUAUACAUGAAGAUUAUGAGUUUAAGGCAGUAUGCGAUACCUUGCAUACCAGAAUAAUUGAGUUAGAAGAAAUCAAUAAUAGUGAUUAUAAUGGAGCUGAUCCUCUUACUGAUGAAGAAAUAAUUCAAAUUUUUGAGUAUCCUAAUAUGUCAAAUAAUACAUCAGAUGGAUUAUUAAGAAGAGUUUUUUUAUGGAUAGGAUAUUACACAGCACAAAGAG